Phialemonium atrogriseum is the source of this 1303-nucleotide messenger RNA. RefSeq names its product putative nad dependent epimerase dehydratase. The transcript has a single exon. Gene Ontology annotation, cellular component: nucleus. Bases 282 to 1205 code for a protein of 307 amino acids. Lineage: Eukaryota; Fungi; Ascomycota; Sordariomycetes; Cephalothecales; Cephalothecaceae. The record is from RefSeq and is a predicted model, not a curated record.
CAGGUGGAUAGGUUGGAUGCUUAGGAGUACUCAAGGUUCAGGGCAAGAGGCUUGCGGAACUCCGCGGAAGGAUCUCGUCCACGUCCCGCCGUCGCGUCACCAAGACACCAUGGGUGCAUGACUGCAGCGUGUCUACCUAUAUAACCCCCUCCAGAGUCCUGUCGAAAAUGAAGGUCAUCAGUCCCUCAAAGAGACAGAACAAAUCCCAAGCGCCGACCACAACACCCCCAACUUAAGGCUUGCAAGGUCACAAAACCUUCGUCUUCUCCUCUAAACUCAACAUGUCCACCUCUUCGACCACCGCGUUCGUCACGGCCGCAACCGGCACUCAAGGUGAGGCCGUAGCGCGACACCUGCGUGCCAUCGGCUGGACAGUCCAUGCCACGGCUCGCAACAUGGACGCGCCCGUCGUGCACUCGCUGCAGUCCCUGGGCGUCGAGGUGACCCCUGGCGACUGGGAGGACGAGGCCGCGCUCACGGCCGCCAUCGCCGGCUGCUCGAGCCUCUUCUUGAACCUGAUGCCCAAGCUGGCCGACUUCACCUCCGAGGUGCCGCACGCGAGGCGCAUCCUGGCCAUCGCCAAGGCCGCCGGCGUAAAGCACGUCGUCUACUCGAGCGGGCUAUCUGUCAACAACCCGGAGAAGCGCGCUUACUACGUUCCUAACAGCAUGCCGGCCGAGGUGCUGGGCUGGAAGAGGGAGAUCGAGGGGCUCGUCAGGGCGGCCGGGUUCGAGGCGUGGACCAUCCUCCGCGGGGCCUUCUUCAUGCCCAACUUCCUGCUCCCCAAGGUCGGCAUGUACCCGGGCCUGCGCGAGACGAACAAGUGGACCACCGCGCUGACGGCCGAGACGCGCAUGCCGAUGGUCGACACGGAGGACAUCGCCAAGUUUGCCGUCGCCGCUUUCCGGGACCCCGGUCGAUUCCACCGGCAGGAGAUAGGCAUCGCUAGCGAGCUCCGGUCGCCUGAUGAGCUUAUGGAGUUGCUGGGAGAGGCGACUGGGAGGGACAUGCGGGCGGUUUUCCUGACGGAUGAAGAGAUCGAGGCGCAGAAGGACACCAACAUAUUUGUGGUGGCUCAGCUUAUGUCGAGAGAUUUGGGCGAUUGCGUGGACAUUGACGAGGCGAAGUCCUGGGGCAUCCCGUUGGGCACGUUUAAGCAAUUUUUGGAGAGAGAGACGAAGGCUCUGAAGGAGACCUACCCAUGAUUCGAUUAGACUUUGGCCUGCCAAGUUGGUCGUGCAGAUUAAGUAAGGGGAUUGGGAGAGUUGGAGUGAAUGAGUAUGUGUGGACUCAAACUAGAAAG